This is a messenger RNA of Artibeus jamaicensis (Jamaican fruit-eating bat), 3702 nucleotides long. RefSeq names its product tsukushi, small leucine rich proteoglycan (gene TSKU). The record is from RefSeq and is a predicted model, not a curated record. The transcript is spliced from 2 exons. Gene Ontology annotation, molecular function: protein binding. The coding region runs from base 1193 to 2254 and encodes 353 amino acids. Lineage: Eukaryota; Metazoa; Chordata; Mammalia; Chiroptera; Phyllostomidae. Gene Ontology annotation, cellular component: extracellular matrix.
GUCCUGUUAGGAGCCUUUGUGACUCAGUGUGUUAUAUGUACAUUAUAUAUAUCAUAUAUUUUUUUCUUUUACUAUAAGAGAGGACAUGGAGUAGGGGUGUGUGUGUGAAGAUAUUAAGACAUGUUUAAAUCACUGAGAGUUCUACCAUCUAAAGAAAAACACUGUUGGUAUAUUUUCUUUUGGCCUUUCUAAAAUUAGGAUUUGGGUUGGGUUGUUUUUUUUUUAAUGCAUAGUUACAGUUUUCCUAGACGUGCAAUUUAUCUUAUGAUAUCUAUCAUUAUGGCAUCGGCCCCUUGCAUGAGGUGGCAGACUCUUCGGAGCAUUGUUUUUAUGGACUCCCUGGGGUCCCCGGAGAGCCAGCAGCUGACUGGAGUGGGUCGGGCAGCUCCGGGCCUGGAGUCGGGAGGCCGCAGCCCGAGCAUCGGCUGCCACGCCUCACGGGGGAUUCUAAGGACAAGUCGCUGCACACUCCCUUCAUCACUGAAGUGAGGCGUUGCACGCCCACUCUGGGACCUUCCAACAUCAAAUAAGCAAAGUCCUUGUUAACUGUAAAGGGCUGUGCCCUGGCAGGAAUUUUCCUUAUCUUCCCUCAGUCUCCUCCUGGGAAAGUUCUGCCCUCCUGUCGGCCCCUGAGCCUUUUCUAAAGGCCUUCUUCCAGCGACAGUGGCUGAGCCCAGCGUCUCUGCGACUCAUGAAUGUGCCCUGCUGUAUGUUCCUCCAAAGGGGACACUUCCUCUGAGCAGAACACAGGCUCUGACUUUCAAAGACCACCAGCCCACACCUCUGCCUUUGCCCACUUCUGGGUCCAAAGUUGUGAGGCCUUUCAGGGAUUUUUUCCUUUCUCUUUUCCCAACACCCUGGGAUGCCCCUGAGAGUCUUCUGGGCUCUGCCGUGACCUCAGGAAAACCCUAGGGCCAUUAAAUACUAAAUAUCUUGGCGCCUGCGCCAUCACAGCAGUCAGUGCAGCUAGAGUUUGGCCCUCGGACUCUGGACACCUACCUCUUCUCUUCCCGUAAACACACAGAAGUAUACAUUCCACUGGAACCAAGUCAAUCGUGAGGUUCCAAAGGCAAGAGCUGAGUUCCCAGCUCCACCACCUGCCUUUCCCCCAUGCUUAGUUUCCUGCGCUCUAAAAUGGACUGAGGAUUGCACGUGAGAGAACGUAUGUUCAGCGCCAGCACCUGCCCCCACCAUGCUGUGGCCCCUGCUGCUGUUGCUGGCUGUGCGCUGGGUCCAGACGACCCGACCAUGCUUCCCCGGGUGCCAGUGCGAGGUGGAGACCUUCGGCCUCUUUGAUAGCUUCAGCCUGACGCGAGUGGAUUGCAGUGGCCUGGGCCCCCACAUCGUGCCCGUGCCCAUCCCUCUGGACACAACCCACCUGGACCUGUCCUCCAACCGACUAGAGACAGUGAACGAGUCGGUGUUGGCAGGGCCAGGCUAUACCACGCUGGCCGGCCUGGAUCUCAGCCACAACCUGCUCACCAGCAUCUCGCCCACUGCCUUCUCCCGCCUUCGCUACCUGGAGUCGCUCGACCUCAGCCAUAACGGCCUGGCAGCCCUGCCUUCGGACAGCUUCACCAGCUCACCCCUGAGUGACGUGAACCUCAGCCACAACCGGCUCCGUGAGGUCCCAGUGUCCGCCUUCAGUACCCACAGCCAGGGCAGGGGGCUGCACGUGGACCUGUCCCACAACCUCAUCCACCGCCUCCUGCCCCACACCGCUCGGGCCAGCCUGCCCGCACCUACCAUUCAGAGCUUGAACCUGGCCUGGAACCAGCUCCGCACCGUGCCUGACCUCCGGGACUUGCCCCUGCGCUACCUGAGCCUGGAUGGGAACCCGCUGGCUGCCAUUGGCCCAGGGGCCUUCACGGGACUGGCUGACCUGACACACCUGUCGCUGGGGAGCCUGCAGGGUCUCCCCCAACUGGAACCCUACGGUUUCCGUGAGCUGCGCGGCCUGCAGGUCCUGGACCUGUCGGGCAACCCCAAGCUCAAGUGGGCAGGAGCUGAGGUGUUCUCAGGCCUGGGCUCUCUGCAGGAGCUGGACCUGUCGGGCACAGGCCUGGUGCCCCUGCCUGAGACACUGCUCCUCCACCUCCCGGCGCUGCAGAGCGUCAGUGUGGGGCAGGGUAUGCAGUGCCGGCGCCUGGUGCGGGAGGGUGCCUACCCCCGGCAUCCUGGAGCCGCCCCCAAGGUGGCCCUGCACUGCACGGACAAGGGGGGACAGGCUUCCAGUGGCCCCAGCACCUUGUGACAAAUGGUGUGGCCUGGGGCCACAUCACAGACUGCAGCCCUGGGCCAACUCGGGUCCUGGGCAAUUUGUACGUUAAUGUGCCAGUGCCAGUGGGGACUCUGCGGGCCUCUGUGGCAGCAUCACUGACAGAUGGCUGUGGGCCUGGGACUAACCCCAGGGGCAAAGUCUUGCUCCUUUGUCUAUAUUGUCCCCAAACCAUGAGCAGAGGGUCUUGGAUGCCAAACCAGACAGCAGUCCCCUGCUGUCCUUCCCUCCACUCCACCAUGAAGUGCCUUCCUUCCCUCAAGCCUGGACCAGCCUGACUGAUAAGAGGAGGGUUAGAGGUCAGCUCCCUGGCUCAGUGCCACUUUGGGCCCGUGGUCCAGUCACUCAGGAGCAUGGGUUACCUUUGAUCUGGGCGCAUGAGGCCCACUUUAUCCUUUUCUCUUCCCCUAGGACCCUGGGUAGAGCUUCAGUUAUAAAAAGGACAGACAAAAAUCAAGUCCACCUCUUCAUGUGGCAGGUGGGAGCACUGAGGUGGAGAGAAGGAAAAUUGCUAAUCGGAGGGGCCCCAGCGGCAGAGGCACGACUGGACCCGUGUCCUGCCUCCCAGCCAGGGCCCUAUGCACUUUGCUGUCUUCUCUUAAUCAUGUCCUCCUGCCCCCCUUUCUGGACUCCCCUUUUGUACCACAACUCACAUACUGUCAUAUAUGCCCUUUUUCUGUCAUCUUGGGGACAGGCAAGGGCCACCACGGUAGGACUCUGGGCCCUCUGACCAGCUGUGUUGCAUGGGCUGAGUCUCCACCUCUCAGAGCCUCUGGAAGCUUCAGGCAUACCAUCCAGUCUCACCUGCCAGUUUCCCACCCUGGGGUGGGGUCCCCCAGCACCCAAACUGGAAACAUCCCCGUGAAUCUUCAGGCAUUGCCUCCAGAUGCUCCCCUAAGAGGCUGAUGUGAUCCUGGAGCCCCGCUUGGCCACAAGCAAGGAGGGGCCUCUCGGAUUCAGCUCGCGCUGGUCCAGAGCCCAAGCCCAUCUCACCCCACUGAGUGCAGUGGAAGGAGGCAGGCAGUUUGCACCAGACUUGUAUGUGCCCCACCAGGGUGGCGUGUCAGCUUCCCAGCCCUAGGCGCUUUCCUUAGUGCUCAUUUUAUACAGUUGUUGCCUUUUUAAUGGACUGACACUUUCAACCAGCUCCAGACCCCUACCCCUGCUGGCUGGGGAUGGAAAGUGUCAUUUGUAAAAGAAAAAAGUUGCAUUUGUUCACUUUUGUAAUAGGGUGUCCUGGAGAUGUGUUGGGGGAGGAGGUGCGGGGCGGAAGCCAGCCAUCAGUGGCCAUGUGGGCAUGCGGGGCUGGUCCCACAGAGAUGCCCACAGGACAGUGAGAGCUCUGUCCUCCCACACCAGUCCUUCCCAACACCUUACUCGUCCUUGGUUUAAUAAACAUUUAUAAAGAGUCCCUCUUUCUACCA